This is a messenger RNA of Gaeumannomyces tritici R3-111a-1, 183 nucleotides long. RefSeq lists its product as hypothetical. The transcript is spliced from 2 exons. NCBI's taxonomy places the organism in Eukaryota, Fungi, Ascomycota, Sordariomycetes, Magnaporthales, Magnaporthaceae. Bases 1 to 183 code for a protein of 60 amino acids. The record is from RefSeq and is a predicted model, not a curated record.
AUGCCCGGUUAUGCGAUUUACGACGGCGCCAAAUGCGGUGUUGCUUCACUCGACACCGCCAAACCGUCUUCAAUGACUAGACCCCUGGCGGGAAUCGAGGCAGCGAUAGCCGUUUCUGCUGAUCCCGACGGCGCCAAGCUGCGAGCACCCGUACUCCGUGGGUAUGCCAACGUUGCACAGUGA